Molecule: messenger RNA, 1943 nt
Organism: Frieseomelitta varia
Lineage: Eukaryota; Metazoa; Arthropoda; Insecta; Hymenoptera; Apidae
Product: E3 ubiquitin-protein ligase RNF14-like
Exons: 4
Coding region: 388-1749 (453 amino acids)
Biological process (GO): protein polyubiquitination; positive regulation of proteasomal ubiquitin-dependent protein catabolic process; ubiquitin-dependent protein catabolic process
Cellular component (GO): ubiquitin ligase complex; cytoplasm
Molecular function (GO): ubiquitin protein ligase activity; ubiquitin conjugating enzyme binding; zinc ion binding
Source: RefSeq, a predicted model, not a curated record
CGUCUUGAAAAUAGAUUUUGGUUUUAGGAAUUAUAAGCAUCUAGUUGCAAUCUUGUCUAUUAUCAGUUCGGAAUUGCAUUCUUAAUUUUUUCUAAAAACAUUCAUUUUUGUUAAAGUGGUAAUUGCUAUUGGGCAAAAAAUGAUGAGAAAGUAAAAUGGAAUUUAAACUAAACAUAAAUGUAGCGAAGCACUAUAAGUAGUUUUUUACAAUUUUGAAAUUUACGAACGAAUAGAAACCUACAGUGUAUUUAAAAACUAGAAACUUGGAAACAGAAAAUUCUCAAUUUUUGUUAGAUUUCUUAUUAAGAAAUCUAUUUUUCGGCGAUAAAUAUUAACAUUGUCUAAUAGCAUUGGUAUUAAAUACGUCAUUUUAUUUAAGUUCCGAAAAUGCUGCGAUCUACGAUUGAUAACCGAAAACGACAAGAAGAUGAAGUUUUAGUGCUUUCAAAUAUUUAUAACAAUAAUGAAUUCUCUCAUAGUAAAGAAGAUAUAAUACAAUGCUAUUAUAACGUAUUUCCUCUUGUCAGUGAUGAUUUACUGAGACUUGAAAAUAUUUAUGAAAAGGAUUUUGAUUCAUUUUCUAGUUAUUUUGUCAAAUAUUUGCCACCUAUUAGAGUGUAUUUACAACUUAAUACAGAUUAUCCUACUGAAAAAUCACCGAACUUCUAUAUUAUUUCCUCAUGGCUUUCACCUUGGCAGAUAUCUCUUAUUUGUCAGAAAUUAGAUGAGAUGUGGCUACAAAAUAAAGGUCAAGAAAUAUUGUUUUUAUGGUUUGAAUUUUUAAGAAAUGACGUCCUUGAUUUUCUUAAUAUUAAAAAUACAUUAGAUAUUUCAUUUAUAUAUAUGACAUAUCAUAACAUAACAGAUUAUUUUAAGUUAAGUUUAAUAUUUGAAAAUGAUAUUAGAGCUAUAUAUAGUAUAUUAUUUUUUAGUCCAUUGAAGUUUUUAAUAACUUAUGAUAAAUAUAAACAAGAGAUUGAAUUUGAAAGUAAUCACUUUCUAUGUAUUAUAUGUUUUGAUGAAUAUUGUGGAAAACAAUGUACAAAGCUUAAAAAUUGUAGUCAUGUAUAUUGUAAAAAUUGUAUACAACAAUACAUUACUAUGAAAAUUAAAGAAAAUAAUGUGAAAGAUAUUACAUGCCCGAAUUUGAGUUGCAAUCUUGACAUUACACUUAAUGAAAUUAAAAAAUUUUGUCCAGAAUUAUUUUCAAAAUAUGAAAAUACAUUACUACAAAUAACAUUAAACACUAUGAGAGAUGUAAUCUUUUGUCCUAGAAUUUCAUGUCAAUGUCCACUUAUAAAAAAUGAUGAUGACACUCUAGCUAUUUGUAGCAAAUGUGAUCAUACUUUUUGUACUUAUUGCAAUAAGGUAUAUCAUGGAGUUGAACCAUGUGCUAUGUCUCUAAAUAACACAUUAAAACUUAUUGAACAAUAUGAAAAAAGUAACAGAGAUCAAAAAAAAUUGUUACAAAUAAAGUAUGGAAGGAAACAAUUGCAAAUAGUCGUUGAAAAAUAUUUAACAGCAGAAUAUUUAAAGAAAAACAGUAAAUCAUGUCCAAAUUGUUUAACUGUGAUUGAGAAGAUUGAUGGAUGCAAUAAAAUGAUAUGUAAUUAUUGCAAAGCUUGCUUUUGUUGGCUUUGUGGAGUACAUAUUACUACGAAAAAUGCAUAUGACCAUUUCUUGAAUGUUGAUAAUAAUUGUUAUCAGCGUUUAUUUGAUAUAAUAGAAGAAGAAAAUACUGAACUAUAAUAUAGAGAGUAUAUAUAUUUUUUGUAUCAAAAAUAUGCGAUGUAUUUUUAAUCAAUAAAAAUCACUAUUUAUAUUAAAUCCAUUUUUUUUUUUUUUUGGUAUUAACAAGUAUCUCUUGAUAUAUGAAUCUCAACAUUAGUUUCUGUUACUAACUGUUCUGUAACUGUUAAUCCAUCUCCUUGAUAAGAUGCUGU